AUGGGCUUCUCCUUCAACCAAAAGUCCCAGGCUACAAGCCAGGCCACCAGCGCCGGCGAAGUUUCAGACUCAGACUCCGUCAUCCGCGAUGGCGAACUGGCUUUCGUUCGCCAGACAGCUGGCAAUGGUACCUCUGGCUACCAAGAAGCCGUCGGUGCUCCUGUCGAAACACGCUCACCUUUGGGAUACAACGUCAACUGGAUAACCAUCAUAUUUCUCAACUUGAACCACAUGGUCGGCACGGGUAUCUUCUCAACACCUGCUACUAUCCUACGUCUCACGGGUUCCAUCGGUCUUGCUCUCGUGUACUGGGUUAUUGGCUUCAUCCUCGCCAUCGCUGGCCUUGCUGUCCACAUGGAAUUCACAAGCUACUUUCCCAAUCGAAGUGGUUCAGAGGUUGUCUGGCUUGAGCAGGGUUAUCCUCGUCCCAAGCACUUCUUUCCCGUCGCCUUUGCCGUUCAGUCUGUGCUGUUAUCCUUCAGUAGCAGCAAUGCCAUCGUUCUGUCCAACUACCUCUGGCGCAUCGUCGGCCGUGCUCCGGAUGCUUGGGAACUCAAAGGCGUUGCUAUUGCAGCUUAUACCCUUGCUGUUAUCACCGUUGUUGCCCACAACAGGUACUCGUUGUGGGCUAUCAACGUUUUUGGUGCUCUGAAGCUGCUCUUGCUUUUGUUCAUCGCCAUUUCAGGACUUGUCAUCCUUGGAGGCAACUUUGGCAGCAUUCCUGACCCGAGCCUCAACUUUCGCCACGGUUUUGAAGGCACAACUUCGAGUGGUUAUAAUCUGUCUCAGGCAAUGGUAAACAUUAGUUUUGCGUUUUCAGGCUGGCAGAAUGCCUUUAGCAUGGCGAAUGAGAUCAAGAAUCCUAUUCCCACACUCAAGAAAAACGCUAGUGCUUCUCUUCUGAUUGUCUUCAUCCUGUACUUCCUGUGCAACAUCGCCUAUUUUGCAGCCGUCCCCAAAGACAUCUUCCUAGAGUCAAGUGAACUGGCUGCGGCAGUCUUUUUCCGAACAGCCUUUGGCAAGAGUGCCGAGUCUGCUCUCAACUUUUGCGUUCUACUUAGCUCUUUCGGCAACUUGCUUGCUGUCCUUGUCAGCCAAUCUCGUCAGAUCCGAGAGAUUGCUCGCCAGGGUGUGCUCCCUUGGACAGAGUUCUGGGUCUCGACCAAACCUUUCGGUACUCCUGUUGGUCCGUAUCUUUUGAAAUGGGCUUUUACUUUUCUCAUGAUUGUCGCUCCGCCAGCAGGAGAUGCUUUCCAGUUUGUUGUCUCGCUCAAGACAUACCCCGAUGCCAUCUUUUUCGCUGCCAUGGGUGUUGGUCUAUUGCUCAUCCGUCGUCGUCGUAGCCGGUCUAACACUCCGCCUUCUGACUUCCGAGCAUGGUACGCUCUUGUUAUUUUGUAUAUUCUGUCUCAGAUAUACCUUCUCGUCAUGCCUUGGAUUCCUCCGGUCGGUGGUAUAUAUGGUGGAACAGUCAGCUUCUUGUGGUGCACUUACAUGAUCGUUGGCAUUGCAAUUUUGGGUGUCUGCGGUCUUUACUAUUAUGUCUGGAUGAAACUGCUCCCGCGCUGGGGCAAUUACAAGAUUCGGUCUCAAGUCAUCUCGGUUGAUGAUAAUGGCGCCAACACGCAUCGUCUGCUAAAAGUACCCAAUGACGAGGUGGCUGAAUGGGAUGCUACUCACGAUGAUCUUGGUCGCGAUUUACCAACUGGGCAACGAGUUACCAGAGUGAUCAGUGAGACGUCAAAGUAG
Molecule: messenger RNA, 1749 nt
Organism: Fusarium pseudograminearum CS3096
Lineage: Eukaryota; Fungi; Ascomycota; Sordariomycetes; Hypocreales; Nectriaceae
Exons: 2
Coding region: 1-1749 (582 amino acids)
Biological process (GO): amino acid transmembrane transport
Cellular component (GO): membrane
Molecular function (GO): L-amino acid transmembrane transporter activity
Source: RefSeq, a predicted model, not a curated record